CUGAAGUGUUUCUGUAGCACAGCUUAAUAGAUAACCAUAGACUAUAGCUUCACAUGAAAUAAGAAAAAGUCAUCAACGUUUAUAUAUGCAUAAUGGAAGUAACAAUGGAUCCCCUCUUUCUUGCAUGGAGCUAUUUUAGGAGACGUAAGUUCCAGCGUUGUUCCGAUGUCUGCAGUAAGAUACUGGAGGACACUCCAUACGACCAGGCUGCCUGGAGUCUGAAGACGCGUGCUCUGACGGAGAUGGUGUAUAUCGAUGAGGUAGAUGUGGACCAGGAGGGCAUCGCCGAGAUGAUGCUGGACGAGAGCUCCAUCGCCCAAGUUGCCCGCCCUGGGACAUCGCUGAGACUCCCAGGGACGAGCCAAGGAGGUGGGCCUACACCUGCGGUCAGGCCAGUGACUCAAUCCGGACGCCCCAUCACGGGGUUCGUGAGGCCCAGCACGCAGUCAGGGAGACCAGGGACCAUGGAGCAGGCCAUUAAGACACCCCGCACCGCACACACUGCCCGUCCGGUCACCAGCGCCUCUGGGAGAUUUGUCCGCCUGGGAACGGCCUCCAUGCUGACAAACCCAGAAGGACCAUUUAUAAACCUGUCCAGGUUAAACUUGGCUAAGUAUGCCCAGAAGCCCAAUUUAUCCAAGACCUUGUUUGAAUACAUCUUCCAUCACGAAAACGAUGUUAAAACCGCCUUGGAUCUAGCCGCAUUGGCCACUGAGCAUGCUCAGUUCAAGGACUGGUGGUGGAAAGUCCAGCUGGGGAAAUGUUAUUAUAGACUUGGGUUACACCGCGAAGCUGAAAAACAGUUCAGGUCUGCACUCAAUCAACAGGAAAUUGUCGACACCUACCUGUAUCUGGCUAAGGUGUAUCAGCGCAUGGAUCAGCCUAUAACUGCUCUGAACCUCUUCAAACAAGGCCUGGACCACUUCCCCGGCGAGGUCACCCUGCUGACAGGGAUCGCGCGCAUUCACGAGGAGAUGAACAACAUCCCCUCGGCCACGGAGUACUACAAAGACGUCCUGAAGCAGGACAACACCCAUGUGGAGGCCAUCGCCUGCAUCGGCAGCAACCACUUCUACACCGACCAGCCGGAGAUCGCCCUGCGCUUCUACAGACGACUGCUACAGAUGGGGGUGUACAAUUGCCAGCUGUACAAUAACCUGGGUCUGUGCUGCUUCUACGCCCAGCAGUACGACAUGACGCUGUCCUCCUUUGAAAGGGCGCUCUCCCUGGUGGCCAAUGACGAGGAGCUGGCCGACGUGUGGUACAACCUGGGGCACGUGGCUGUGGGAAUAGGGGACUUGACUUUAGCAUACCAGUGUUUUAAAUUGGCUUUAGCCAACAACAACGACCACGCAGAAGCCUAUAAUAACUUAGCUGUGUUGGAGCUCCGCAAAGGACGAAUUGAGCAGGCGAAAGCUUUCUUACAGACGGCCUCUUCCCUGGCUCCUCAUAUGUAUGAGCCACACUUUAACUACUCAACCCUGUCAGACACGGUGGGAGACCUCCAGAGCAGCUACACGGCAGCCCAGAAGUCCGAGGAUGCCUUCCCGGAGCAUGUCGACACCCAGCAGAUUCUCAAGAACCUGCGGCAGCACUUCGCCAUACUCUGAGAACACAGAUGACACAGCAGAGGAACCCCCAUGGCCUGAUGAUGUCCCAGAGUUUUCCUGUACAUCAGCUGACGUCACAGAUGUGGGUGCUUUUCAGCUCUUUGACCACAAUAGACGGACAGCUUUACCUCACCAAUCAGGAACCAAAAAUGUUUGUAAAAAUAUUUAAAGGGCACCUCUGAUCCUAGUCUGAGCAAAAAUAUCUCCAUCUAACCUUUCCACAGCGCCACACCCCUGUGCUUACUGUCGACAUGUUGAACAAAUUUUGUCAGACAGGGAAUGCAAGGUAAUGGGUUAGAAAGCAUAAAUGCAGCCCUUGCUGUAUUUUUUCAGUUUGUCUAUGAUUUUGAAAAUUCAACACAAUUUUUUCUCCUGAUCCACACAAAUUUGUGUGGCAUUCAGAAAUGAGGUGGUACAAUAGCACAACAUAGCUAUUACAGUGGACAGACGGUAAUGUUUACUUAAACUGGCUAUCAUGCUUUACUCACAGCCCCAGUUAUCAUUUUUAUCUUUUAUAGCACAGCAAGCAGU
This is a messenger RNA of Megalops cyprinoides (Indo-Pacific tarpon), 2141 nucleotides long. It is a transcript of the gene ttc8, whose product is annotated as tetratricopeptide repeat domain 8. Gene Ontology annotation, molecular function: protein binding. Gene Ontology annotation, cellular component: BBSome; non-motile cilium; ciliary basal body. Gene Ontology annotation, biological process: non-motile cilium assembly. NCBI's taxonomy places the organism in Eukaryota, Metazoa, Chordata, Actinopteri, Elopiformes, Megalopidae. The coding region runs from base 93 to 1610 and encodes 505 amino acids. The transcript is spliced from 14 exons. The record is from RefSeq and is a predicted model, not a curated record.